AUGCAGCUCACAGCCUCUUUCCUCUCCCUCCUCUCCAUCGCCACCGCCAUCACAGUCUCCUACGACACCGGCUACGACGACGGCUCCCGCUCCCUCUCCGUCGUCUCCUGCAGCGACGGCAACAACGGCCUCCUGAGCAAAGGCUACAGCACUCAAAACUCUCUCCCCUCAUUCCCAAGAAUCGGCGGGGCUUCAGUAAUUGCCGGAUGGAACAGUGCUAGUUGUGGGACUUGCUGGUCGCUUACGUAUAAUGGAAAUACGAUUAAUGUUCUGGCGAUGGAUCAUGCGGGUGAGGGGUUUAAUAUUGCGCAGCAGGCGAUGGAUCAGUUGACUGGGGGGAGGGCGGUGGCGUUGGGGAGGAUUGAUGCGCAGUAUGCUCAGGUGGAUGCUUCUGCUUGUGGACUGCAAUAG
Cadophora gregata is the source of this 411-nucleotide messenger RNA. RefSeq lists its product as uncharacterized. Bases 1 to 411 code for a protein of 136 amino acids. The record is from RefSeq and is a predicted model, not a curated record. Lineage: Eukaryota; Fungi; Ascomycota; Leotiomycetes; Helotiales; Ploettnerulaceae. The transcript has a single exon.